Triticum dicoccoides is the source of this 579-nucleotide messenger RNA. RefSeq names its product low temperature-induced protein lt101.2-like. The record is from RefSeq and is a predicted model, not a curated record. Gene Ontology annotation, cellular component: membrane. The transcript is spliced from 2 exons. Bases 105 to 269 code for a protein of 54 amino acids. NCBI's taxonomy places the organism in Eukaryota, Viridiplantae, Streptophyta, Magnoliopsida, Poales, Poaceae.
UAGCCCUGCUCUGCUUGCUCACUCUCACGGCAAGCUAGCUAGCACCAUCGACCACAUCGUCUCAUCGGAGAAGAAAGCUCUGCGAGAAGAGGAAUUUGAUUGCGAUGGGCUCGGAGACGUUCGUGGAGAUCCUGCUGGCCAUACUGCUGCCGCCGGUCGGCGUCUUCCUCCGCUACGGCAUCGGCGUGGAGUUCUGGAUAUGCCUGCUGCUCACCGUGCUGGGCUACAUCCCGGGCAUCAUCUACGCCAUCUUCGUCCUCGUCGCUUAGUUUCAGUUUCAGUAAUUAACCAGUUCGGACUCGUCCAAAUAUAUCGAUCCCAGGCAUCUCUGUUCCAGUUGCUCUAGCUGUUCAUGGAUGAGCUGCUGGCGCAUCGGUGCAAGCAGGAUCUCUGCGCCAUGAAUAACCACCAUGCAUGCCGGUUCAGUUACUAGACCAGCUACUACUGUUGUGCUGAGCGCUAUGUACUGCCGUUCUGUGCAUAUGAUUAUGCGUACCACUUCUCCAAAUUAACCUGUAUGCACGUAUGUACCUUGCAUUUGUCAUUUGUGCUACUUCGCUCUGUUGUGUGUGUUCUCCG